Molecule: messenger RNA, 513 nt
Organism: Frieseomelitta varia
Lineage: Eukaryota; Metazoa; Arthropoda; Insecta; Hymenoptera; Apidae
Product: lachesin-like
Exons: 4
Coding region: 96-488 (130 amino acids)
Biological process (GO): synapse organization
Cellular component (GO): neuron projection membrane
Source: RefSeq, a predicted model, not a curated record
AUCUUUCCAGUUUACAAAGAGACAACGACCUGAAAGGACGUACUCGCGAAGAGAAGAUCGUGCGCAUUGAAACUACCGAUGUUUGUGUGUCCUGGAUGCGUAAGAGGGACAUGCAUAUACUGAGCGCCGGUAUCCUGAUGUACACCUCGGAUCUGAGGUUCCAAGUGAUCCAUCCGGACAAGUCUGAGAACUGGACGCUGCAGAUCAAGUCGCCCCAAGAACGGGACUCCGGGGUUUACGAGUGCCAGGUCAGCACCGAGCCGAAGAUGUCGUUGAACUACAGCCUCAACGUGGUCGGUAUUCCUGUGUUAUUCCGUCUCAGACGCGUUUCGCUCGAGAAGAGGAGAUCAGGCUGCUCGACGCCUGACAGUGAUAGAAAAAUCGACGAUGCUGAUCAAAAUUUCAACGACUCGCUCCACCAUGGAAAUCCUAUUCCUUUUCGUUUAUACGCUCUCAGGACAAUAAUUGAGAGAUGUACUGAAAGCUGAGAAAAUGUUGCAAUUUGGGACAAAA